CAAUCAGCUGCAGCCGUGGGACCCGCGAAAUCCCAAUGAGCUACUGUCUUGCAGGAGGGUUGGCCCUGGCGGGGCGGAAGCGACUUUGCAAGGCUGGAAGCAGCCGAGAUGGGGGUGAAAUUAGAGGUUUUUCGGAUGGUUCUCUACCUCACCUUCCCCGUGGCCAUGUUCUGGGUUGCCAAUCAGGCUGAAUGGUUUGAACAGAACGUCAUACAGCGCAAGAGAGAGCUGUGGCCUCCUGAGACAGAAGAGCAGCGCCGAGAGAUGGAAGAGUUUAAGGCGCGGCUUCGGAAGCAGAGGGAGGAGAAGCUCCUUCGAGCGGCCCAGCACAGCUCCUGAGGCCCACGGUCUACCCACCCGUCCACCCGCCUGUCACGAAGCCAAAUAACACACAUUCGGUUCCUCA
Molecule: messenger RNA, 406 nt
Organism: Sorex fumeus (smoky shrew)
Lineage: Eukaryota; Metazoa; Chordata; Mammalia; Eulipotyphla; Soricidae
Product: protein PET100 homolog, mitochondrial
Exons: 4
Coding region: 109-339 (76 amino acids)
Biological process (GO): mitochondrial respiratory chain complex IV assembly
Cellular component (GO): mitochondrial inner membrane; mitochondrion
Source: RefSeq, a predicted model, not a curated record